Molecule: messenger RNA, 1482 nt
Organism: Candidozyma duobushaemuli
Lineage: Eukaryota; Fungi; Ascomycota; Pichiomycetes; Serinales; Metschnikowiaceae
Exons: 1
Coding region: 1-1482 (493 amino acids)
Biological process (GO): intracellular protein transport; activation of GTPase activity
Molecular function (GO): GTPase activator activity
Source: RefSeq, a predicted model, not a curated record
AUGAUCAAGGAAAACGAGAUUAUAUCAAAAGUUCUUCUAUCUAUAGAACAAUAUAAAGGUAGCAUAGACCUGUUCAGAACCGCCGUCCUUCGAAAUGAAUACACUCCAGCGAAGAAGUACUUCUCCAGGCUCUUUCUAUGGAAGGCCUGCUUGAUUACAGAAUCGCUCAACUUUAGAGAAUGGGACACAACUUUAACCCUGUCUCGCGUCAUAUACCAUAAGCUCCGUCAAGAGAAGGAUAUGAUUGUGCAGUGGCACCUUCUAGACGAAGACAAUGAGUUCUAUCUCCCGCAACAGAAAACCACCAAGUCCAGCCGAUCAAACCAGAACCUGAAACCAGCACCCCAGCAUCUCCAUAGAAUUGAGAACAUCGCAGAUGAUCCUUUAGCAAUGCCCCUAGAUGGUGCUGAAACACAUACGCCAUCUCAGGCUGAGCUCGAUAACGAUCUCCUCAUGUCUAUUAUCAUGGACGUCCAGCGACUCUUUCCAGGAGAGACAAUCUUUCAUGAAAAUAGCGAAGCUGCAAUGAUAUACAAAAGACAGAUCAUAUCAGUCCUUUAUGUGUGGUCAAAAUGCAAUGCGUCUAUCGGUUACAAGCAAGGCAUUCAUGAGAUAAUAGGGCUCAUGUUCCUCAAUUUGAGGAAGGAGCUGAUUCCGCUCCCGACAACGAAUACUGUUUCUGCUGAUGAGCGCCAUAUCUUCCUGCUAUUCGACGAAAAGUACCUCGAGCACGACUUGUUCACGAUGCUCAAUAGGUUCACAGUGUCGAGUGGGUUGGUACUGCAAUUCUACGCUAGCGAAGCAGAGCUCAUGUCCUCCAUUAAUGUGUUUAAUAUCUAUCUUAUGAAGGUUGAUCAGCUCAUUCACUACAAUUUGGUGACUAAACUCCGACUUGAGUCUCAGCUCUGGAUCAUUCGAUACUUAAGGCUUUUGCUUCUACGCGAGCUUGGUAACGACUUGGAAGUACCGUCUUUGCUCUGGGAUAAGUUGGCUGCUAUCGACACGCAUACUGGCCUGAGCCCUGUCCCGGAUACCAUCAUGUUCCUUGUGGUUGUCUUAUUAAUCCACAUCAAGUCCGAGUUGGUUCUUUGUGAUUUUUCGGAGGCCUUGUCUUUGCUUCUUCACUAUCCAAUUGCAGCCAAAAUCAAGACGAACCCUGCUUUUAUCGAACUGGUUUUCCAAGAUGCGCUCAGGUUGACGGACUACAAGAAAAAUGACAUGAAACUUUAUGAAUACGGCAGGAAGAUGAACAAAAAGUACAACAAUAAUAUCAAGGUGAAUCUAGGCUACACGCCUUCCCCUAAUGGGUCUGCUAGCCCCACAGUUCUCAGCAGAUCGAAUUCCCCGUCACCCGCACCAUCUUCCCCAACCUCGGCUAAAUUUCCGCCCGACCCAAAGGCCGAGAGAAUGGCAUUUGAAAAAUUUAGACUCGAAGCUAGACUUAAAAAGAGGGCCGAAGAGAUGAUGAAUAAUAAGCUGUGA